Acanthoscelides obtectus is the source of this 2175-nucleotide messenger RNA. NCBI's taxonomy places the organism in Eukaryota, Metazoa, Arthropoda, Insecta, Coleoptera, Chrysomelidae. The record is from the annotation of a GenBank genome assembly.
AUGUCGAGUCGAAGUAGGCGAAUUCUUCAAGCGGCACUGGAAAAUAUCGAAAAUGAUAAAAAUGUAUGCAACGAAAGCUCACAUUGUGUUUAUGGAGAAGCAGAUCAAAAGGAUUUAGGCAUGGAUAGUGAAUGGGAGGAGUGCAUUGUCAGUCAUAUUGAUGGCACUGUUAUACCAAUUUCGACUACUGAUGAAGCAUUUAUAAUAGAAGAGGAAGUGGAAGAUUCUAACGUAGAGCAUACUUCAGCGAAUCCAGUGAUGGAGGUGAAUACUGUGCAAAAUCAAACUACGGAUGUAAAAACACAAAACGAUGGAAGAGAUUUGGAUGAAGUGCGCACAUCAAUCGAACAAAAUGGGGGAACCCUUGGAGAGGGAGGUAAUAGUUCAUGCUCAAGUUCGUGGUCAGAUAGUCCAGUUUCACGUAUAAGUAAGAAACGUCUUAAAGCCAAAAAAAGCAGAGUUGCCGGGUUAUCUUAUGUUGGCUACAAAAAAUCCGAUGAUGGUAAAAUAAAACAAAAUUGUAUGAAGACAUCGAGAUCAGUAAAGGAGCGUUGUAGUCACACUUUAUGCGGUAAGAAAAGUGAAAGAAGUUUUCUUUGUAACAUGGUAUCUGAAAACGAUAGGCAACGAAUUUUCAAGAAAUUUUGGAAUUUUAGUAGCUGGCCUGAAAAGAAAGCAUUCGUUAAAGGAUUGACUAGCACCAGAGAUGUUAGAAGAAGGAGAAAAGACGCAAACAAUAACUCAAAAAAGAAAGAAGGACACGAUAUAUUCUUGCCGAAAUGUAAUGGAGAAAGAGUAAGGGUUUGCAGACGUUUCUUUAUUAAUACACUUGAUCUAGGGGAAGAUACAUUUAGGAGAUGGGUUAGACGAAGCGACACUUUUGCAGAAAAUGAAACCGAACGGGACGACAUACCGAAACGGAAGAAGAGAACAAUAGCAGAAGGAGUUAAGAAGAAAAUUCACAAUGAAAUGAAAAACAAUAUUUUAAAAUGGUUAGCGCUGCUCCCUAAGGUUCCUAGGCAUUAUUGCCGAAGUACAAGCAGUUGUACUUACGUAGAAUCGACAUUUAGAUCUCUGUCACACAUGUAUAGUGUAUAUGAAGACUGGUGCAAAAGUAAUGAUACAAAGGCAGCCUCAAGAACAUUCUUUUUAGAUGUCCUUAAGCAGGAAAAAAUUAAGAUACAUUCACCUCGUAAGGACCAAUGCGACAUAUGUUGUGGGUACAAGGUAAAAUCGGUUUCCUACGAUGAAUAUCAAAAGCAUAUCAUUAUGAAAAACGAAGCUCGAGAUGCAAAGAAUAAAGCAAAGGCUGAGGCUAAUGACACACAUCUCGUCCUGACUAUGGAUCUACAAAGUGUUUUAUUAUGCCCUAAAACUGAUGCCUCUAGGAUGUAUUACAAACAGAAGCUACAACUACACAAUUUUACUAUUUUUGUGCUAAAUAACAAAGAAGUAUCUCUUUAUGUCUGGCAUGAGUCAAAUGGCGGAGUAUCCUCGAACGAGUUUGCCACAUGUGUGAUAGAUUUUCUGUCAUCUUGUGAACACAAGUACCAAACAGUUACGUUAAUAUCUGAUGGCUGCACAUACCAAAAUCGAAAUAAGGUUCUAGGUAGUGCUCUGCGUGAUUAUGCAGUGCAGUCAGGAAUUCUUAUCAGACAACUCUUUUUAGAGAAGGGCCACACCAUGAUGGAGUGUGACAGCGUACACGCUUCGCUUGAGAAGUACUUCGUCCCACCAAUAAAUUCACCUAGCGAUUAUAUUGCUCAAAUGAGAAGCGCUAGACCCAAACAACCAUAUAAAAUCAACGUACUGGAUUACAAAUUUUUUCUCAAUUUCGAAAAAUUGUCAACAAAUCUCCGAUCUUUGCGACCUGGGAAGAAAGUGGGCGAUCCACACGUUGUGGACAUCCGAGCACUGGAAUAUCGCCCGACUGGCGAUAUAUUUUACAAAAUACGGCACAGUGAGGAAUUUGAAGAGUUACCCCAACGAGUUUUCACACGAUAUGUUCAAAAACCACCUCCAUUGUAUUCCUGUGAAAUUCCCAUAGCUGAAACGAAAUGGAAAUGCCUUCAAGAACUAAAAGGUGUGAUAGAAGAAGAGCAUCAUCAUUUUUAUGACAAGUUGACCUUCAAAAAAGACAAAAACACUGUAAAAAAGUGCAAUUCCAACUCGUAG